AUGUCUGUAUCAUCAUGGACAGCAUUGGUUGGAAUCUCACAACGAGCUACACCAUCAGGGAAAAACCAUUGUCCACGAUGAGGACCAUCUUCAAUUCUGCAACAAGUCUCCAGAUCAGUGUGACACCAAACACUGGUGCUAUCACUAUGCCCCACUGUUCCAAGGUCUACAUAACUAUGGUUAGGUAGCCCAGCUCCCAUGGAUAUGGAGACAUAAGGGACAGUCUGACAGUCGACCUCCAGACUACAGAGGAGACUCAACGCAAGCACAAAUCUCGAAUCCAUCGCAGAGUGAAA
Messenger RNA from Geodia barretti, 296 nucleotides. The record is from the annotation of a GenBank genome assembly. Lineage: Eukaryota; Metazoa; Porifera; Demospongiae; Tetractinellida; Geodiidae.